Messenger RNA from Thelazia callipaeda (thelaziosis nematode), 2202 nucleotides. Lineage: Eukaryota; Metazoa; Nematoda; Chromadorea; Rhabditida; Thelaziidae. The record is from the annotation of a GenBank genome assembly.
AUGGAUUUAGACGACCUAAGAGCAGAAGUAUCUCGUUUGACAAAUGCCCUCGAGGAAGCUUCUUCAGAUAAAAUCAAGGCUGCACAAUAUGGGCUACAGGUUUUGGAUGAAAAGCAGCAACUCGAAGUUAAACUUAUGCACUUGCAGUCUCAGUUUGAUACUGCAAAAGCAGAAGCUGAAGCCACGAAAAAGGCUUUGGCGCAGUUUCAAUCGCAGCAAAAAUCAGUAGCUAAGUCUGAUAUCGACCAUGAAGAAAGUUUGUUAGAAGAAACAAUGAAUCGAGAGCAGGAAUAUUUAGCCAAAAUUUCAACUCUUGAAAUGGACCUGAAAAGUUGUCAACAUGAAGUGGAAAGGUAUCGAGCUGAUUUAGAUAGAUUACAAACCUUGCAUUUAAAUGCAUCUGAAACAGCAUCUGAUCUUGAUACUCAAAAGCGACAGUUAAGAGAAGAUAUAAAAGAAUUAAAAAAUCGCGAGCAGAGAUUGUUAAGUGAUUACUCUGAGUUAGAAGAAGAAAACAUUAUGUUACAGAAGCAGGUGUCAAAUUUACGUAGCGCUCAAGUAGAGUUUGAAGCUGUAAAAAUAGAAGUAAAGCGUCUGAUGGAUGAAAUCGACCAGUUAAUUGCAGAUAAAGAGGAAGCCAAUAAAUUGACGAUUGUCGCCCAGAAACAUUUGGAAGAUGCACUGGUAAAUGUACAGCAAGAACGUGAUCAAAAGCUGAUGUAUAAGAAGGAGUUGGAAUUAAUGCGAAAUGCAGAGCACCUGCAGCAGCUCAAUACAAUGCUUUUCGGGUUACAAAAUAAUAAUGAAGAUGACGCUCAGACGCUUAAAGAGCUGGAAUCGUCACUUAUUGUGGAUUCGAAAGAUUUUGGUAAAGGCAGGCCACCAAAAGGUGUUGAUUUAUUUUCGGAAAUACAUGGUGAUUUACCUGAACGAAUAGCCGAUCUAGAAACAAAGAGUGAUAAUCUUUCAUCGAAGUUGAAAAGAAUGGAAAAAGAUGUCAGUCACGUUAUACCUGUUUUGAAAAAACUUGCAGUAAUGAGUACACCAGAAUUAGAUCACUCUCAGCUGAAGCAGCUUUGUGAAGAUGCUUUGAAAAAAAUUGAGCAACUUGUUGAACGUUCAUCCAGAGCGGAUGUAGCGGGUAAACAGUAUGAGCUUGUUAAAGCGGACUUGCGUACUGCAGUCAUGAUUGCUGGCGAGAACCAAGCAAAACUGGGUUCUGCUCUGGAUUUAAUGAUUGCUGUUGCCGAUUUCCUAUACCAUUUAUAUCAUCAGUUGGUUUCUACUCACGGACUAGAAGCAGAUAGAAAUGCGACGGAAAUGAUGAAACAACUCAGACAGUAUGCUAAAGAAAAUGCAGAAAGUGAAGAAUAUAUACAAGAUGAAGGCGUUGAAAGUGGGACGGAAACCGAAGGUGGUCGCUCACCACGUCUAAUGUUAAAUUUACAACGUCAAUUCAUAUCGCCUGCAUUUGCAAAACUUAUAAGUGAUAAACUAGUUUGUGGCCUAUUGCAUGAUAUAUUAACAGAAAGCGACUUCAGAGAAAGAAUCGUUCCUGGUGAAAGUAAUGUCUUCCGAGUAUCUGAUUGCCUUACUGAACUUUCAAAAAUUGUUCGACGCGCUGUAGAGAGUGCUUUGAACUCACGAGUUGAGAAUGAAGAUCAUCAAGAAUUGACUUUGCAGAAUAUGAAGUUGCGUUCUCUAUUAGCUACGAAAAGAGACCAGAUCGCAACUUUGCGUACAGUAUUGAAGUCAAACAAACUUACUGCAGAAUCAGCCUUAGCUUCAUUGAAAGAAAAAUAUGAAAGUGAAAAGGCGACGACUCAUGUGAUUUUAGAAAGGUUGAGGCGUGAGUUGAAAGCUUUCAAAGAAGAUGCUGCAACUUUUGCGUCUCAUCGCGCGAUGUUUAUUGCGCGUUGUGAAGAAUUGCAAGCGCAGGUUGAUGAAAUGACUGCCAUACAAAAAGCAGCAGAAGACGAGAAGAGGACAUUAAAUUCACUAUUGCGCAUGGCUAUUCAGCAGAAACUGACUCUAACUCAAAGGUUAGAAGAUUUUGAAGUUGACCGUGAAAGGCAGACUUUUAAACGUGGCAACAAGGCAUCAAAUCGUGUCACCAACUCAGAUGGUUCUGGACAACUACACCGAGUACGAUAUCCAGGACCGAAUGUCCAGCAGCAAAGGAAUUUAAAAAGAGAUUAUUAG